AUGUCAUUAUUCACAUACAGAAACGUAUCAGUUCGUCGGUUUAAUUUGUGCGAGUGUAAUUAUUAUUACAAUGAGGAGGAAUGUAUUACAUUGAGUCGAUCACCAUUAGGUGUCUCAUGUGAAGUACUUGCUAUUCAAGUGAAAACUCGUGAAAGUAUUAUUAUUAUUCUUUGUAAAAACAUGAUGAAUCUUCGAGCAUUACAUGUUCAAUGUGAAGAUGAGAACAAUUCUGAAGGUAUACGGUUAUUAAUGAAUGAUGAUGAAUUUUGUGACGAAAAUACAUCAAACAAAGAUGAAUUUAUUCAAUGGUUAACUGAUCAUUUACCAUCAAAAUGUGUAAUUGUCAGAGAGCCAACGUCAGUUAGUCGUAUUCGAAUAUGGAUCUAA
This is a messenger RNA of Rotaria sp. Silwood1, 387 nucleotides long. NCBI's taxonomy places the organism in Eukaryota, Metazoa, Rotifera, Eurotatoria, Philodinida, Philodinidae. The record is from the annotation of a GenBank genome assembly.